Molecule: messenger RNA, 777 nt
Organism: Drosophila ficusphila
Lineage: Eukaryota; Metazoa; Arthropoda; Insecta; Diptera; Drosophilidae
Gene: Polr3G
Product: DNA-directed RNA polymerase III subunit RPC7
Exons: 3
Coding region: 114-752 (212 amino acids)
Biological process (GO): transcription by RNA polymerase III
Cellular component (GO): RNA polymerase III complex
Source: RefSeq, a predicted model, not a curated record
GCGUACACAACAGCUGAUCAAGUUUUUAGUUGAAUAAACGUGUGCGAUAGCUAAACGAAACUAACGAAGGCAAAUGGUUUUUAUUUUAAAUUAAAGAAAAGUAAAGUACGAUAAUGGCGGGUCGUGGUAGGGGUGGAAAAACAGGCACUUUAACAGCCGAGCAAAUGGCCAUGCUCGGCUGCACAAAGGAUUUGCCGGUCCAAACAGCGCCGCCUCCAACGUUUCCCCCUAUUUUGAACAGGCCCACUACAUUAGAGACAACCGCCACGCAAAACUACCAGCUGCUCUGGAAGGAGGAUUUCCUGAAUCGUAUGCGUGAUUCCCCCUACUAUAUUAUAUCUGCCAGCCAGGAGUCGAAAAAUGUAGAACACAAGGACUGGCGAGAGAAAGCCAUGGAGCGCAUGAAGCUCAAAGCACAGCCUGAAUUUAAUUAUAAAGCCAUGCCCCAGGAACUAAACAUUUCCAGUCGCAAACGACGUGGUGCGGAUGCACGCCCCAAGCUUUUAGCCAAGAAGACCAAUAUCGAGGAUAGGCUGAAGGUGCUGGAACAGAAGGAACUUAAGUCUGGCGGCGGCGAACAGGAUGAAAUCAAGCAGGAAUCCGAUUCCGAGCAGGAGGAGGAGCAGGAAGAUCCAGAGGCGGCAUUGGACGACGAGAUGGACGAGGAUAACGAUUAUGGGGCGACCUACUUCGAUAACGGAGAAGCCUUUAAUGAUGAGGACGACAAUUUGGAUGAUGGUCCCGUGUACUGAGCUAAAUAAAAACUAUCGAACUGAA